UUAGCCCAUAGUUUAGUGUUUAGGAUAUCUCUUUUGUUUUUUACUCCAUAGUGGUGAUUUUUUGUUACUUCAUAGAUUUAUUAAUUUAUCCUUUUCAGAGUGAUUUUUUGUUUCUUGUAACUCCAUUUGGAGUGGCCCUUAGUUGUUAGAUAUAGUUGUUUAUUUCUUUUUGUAAUUUUCUUAGCCAUUUGAUUUCUUCUCUUUGGAGAUUGUUAAAUUUCAUAGCAGUGCGUCUUCGGAUUGAGGAGACGUGCCUCAGGUAAUUUAAUAGCCGUUUGUUUUGUCACUCUGUUAAGAGGAAUUUUCCUCCCGCCUUUUUUAGGAUAAAGUCAUCAGAAAUAACCACCUACUCUGCGCCUGAGUCCUGCCUAAGACCGAACCUGACAGAAGACAUGAAAGAACAGAUGCAGCAGCACAGCUAAAUCCUGUUGUAAUUCUGUGAUACUAUUUUAAGUUUAGUUUCUCCUAUACUGGUGGAAUAGGUGUGUUUGAUUUACUUUGCAGAGAACCUCCUGUGUACCUUCACUCCAUGUUAUCCAAGCAAGCUAUGGAUGGAAGAAAAAGCUUUCUGCAAUGCAUUUCCUUUUCAUAUUGUCUUUGAUGAAGAUCUGAGAAUAAGGCAGACGGGGGUGAAAAUACAGAAGUUUGUUCCAGGUCUCCAAACCAGAGGCACUACGCUAGAUCAACACUUCACCAUUGUACACCCACAGGUGACGUUUACUAUUGAAAGCAUCAGGAAGUUCAUCAACAGUCAGUUUGUCUUGAAGAGUUCCAAAGACAAACACACCAUGCUCAAACUAAGAGGUCAGAUGUUGUGGAUGGAGACCCUUGGCUGUAUGUUGUAUCUGUGUUCUCCGAAACUAAGAAGCCUUCAAGAACUUCAAGAUGUUGGUCUCCAUCUGGCUGACCUGGCUCAGCAUGACGUCACCAGAGACCUGAUUCUCCUCAACCAACAACGUUUAGCUGAGAUGGAGCUCACCAACCAACUGGAAAGGAAAAAGGAGGAACUGAGAAUCCUGUCGCAGCACCUAGAGGCUGAAAAAAAAAAGACAGAGACUCUGCUGUAUGCCAUGCUGCCACGACACAUCGCCAAUCAGCUUAAGGAUGGGAAGAGCGUAAAGGCAGGGGAGUUUGAGACAUCCACUGUUUUGUUCAGUGAUGUGGUAACUUUUACAAACAUCUGUGCUGCCUGUGAGCCCAUCCAUAUCGUUCACAUGCUCAACUCCAUGUACUCCAAGUUUGACCAACUCACCAAUGUACAUGACAUCUACAAGGUUGAGACUAUUGGUGAUGCAUACAUGGUGGUGGGUGGCGUUCCAGUCCCGACAGGAACCCAUGCUUUCAGAGUGGCAAACUUUGCACUGGCUAUGAGGAUUGCAGCCAGAGAGGUCACAAACCCUGUGUCAGGCAAACCAAUACAGAUCCGUGUGGGUCUCCAUACUGGUCCAGUGUUAGCUGGGGUGGUGGGGGAGAAGAUGCCUCGCUACUGCCUGUUUGGAGAUACGGUUAACACAGCCUCCAGAAUGGAAAGUCAUGGGGUCCCUGAUCACAUUCAUCUCAGCACUUCUACAUACAGUGAGUUAAAGGAUGCAGGGUUCAACAUACAAAAGCGUGGGAAGAUUAAAGUGAAGGGUAAAGGCCAGAUGACCACUUACUUCCUGUUGGGGAACCAGAUGGUAUCAGAAGAUAGCAUCAUGGGAAGGGAUGCUGGAGGGGGCUGUCUUUACAGGGAUGACUUUCAUGACAAGAGCAAAAAAGAGCCUGACAAAGAGCCUUUUGUGAGAGCUGAGACUGAGAGGAGAAAUGCAGCCUCAGAUGGAGUCAUUGCUCUGGAUCCCAGUCGCUUGGACACAAUCACUCCUUUUGCCUGGGAUGUCACGCUGCCAUAUGAGACAAACCAGAACAGCUACAACACACCUGCAAACAAUUUUGACAGCAGACUCUGUGUGUUACUCUAAAUGGAAAGGUCUUAUGUUUAAAUGUUUGGGGUUAUGCAAACUUAGAGGUUUGUGAGGUCAAAAGAUAAAAAUAUAUGCUGAAAGGACAAGAUACUGAUGAUAUACUAUAUCAGUAUACUAUAUACUAUACAGUGCCACUUAAAAGUUUGUGACCUCUUUAGAAUUUCUGCAUAAAAAAAGCCCUCAAACAAACAAAGACUCAAAACAUCAGCAGAUUUCAUCAGAUGAAACCCACCAACAUCUCAGAAAUGAAACAGUUCUGUAAAAUUCUACCAAGCCAUUGUAGGCAACUGCUGAUCAGUUGCCCACACCAGAAAUGUUUAGUUGCUGUUAUUGCUGCACAAGGGGGCACGCCAGAUACAGAAGCAAAAGUUCACAUAAGCAACUCAGAUAUAUACUAAUGUUUUAUUUUCUUUAAAUAAAUAAAUGCACAAUAAUAUUUUUGUGUCAUUUGUUUGAUUGGAUUCUCUUUGUCCAAUUUCAGGACUUGUGUAAAAAUCUCCUGAUGUUUUGAAUCAUUUUUAUGCAGAAAAUUCUAAAGGAGGUGACAAACUUCUAAAUGGCAUUGCAGUUACAUUAGUUAGGUUAACAGGAAUAGGGGUAACUAGACUCCAAACCACAAUGACACUGUGUCAGUCAAGUUACAAUUUCAGUUUAUUGAGCAUCUCACUGACCACCACACUUCAUUUCAGUGUAGUAUAAAAAUAUAAAAUGCACUCAAACCAAUAGCUCAUCACUGAUACUGUACUGGGACACAGUGGCUUGAGAAACAAGUAAAUACCAUGCAGUGAUAUGUGCAGAAAUGGCAAAUGUUUCCCAGCAUGUUGUCAGUGCAUUACAUUCACUUACAUUCCCACCCAACUAUCAGCUGCUAGUGUCCUGAAGUCUAUCGCAUAAUCCAUAACACUACGCCGUCCCUGCCGCACAGCAACUACGGCUCUAGUGGCCUCUUGACCACGAGCAACAGCCUGAAAAAUCUGGUUUAGAGUUUCUACAAAAAAGGACAGAAUUACAGAUAGCUGAAUGGUGCUUCCACUCAGCCACGGCCCAGGCAUUAGCUCGACCAGACAUGAACGAAAUCAUAUAGGCAAUCUUGCUACGGUCAGAGAAAGUUGCGUGAAACUCAAAAUGAAGCUCACAUUGAGUGAUAAAUUGCCUAUAACCACCAGACUCUCCAAAAAACCUCUCAGGGCUAGACAACCGCAGGCAAGCAGAGUCAGAAAGACUGGCAGGGGCGACAGUGCCCUCGCUGGGAGGUUGAGUGGAGCCCCCUUGUGGCUGCUUGAUCCUCAAACUACUGAGUUGGGAAGCAAGCAUGGAAAGCACUGCCUUUUGUCAUUUGCUGGAGGCAACGAAUCCCUGCCUCAGAGAUGCCAUCUGUUCCUCCUGCCAGCAAAGUUGCUGCCCUUGAGCCUUAAAAGCCUCACAGACAGACUCUGGAAUUGCAGGGUCCAUGGCGAUGGUCAGAUCGUACUGUCAGGUUUGGACAGACUGGCUUGGACCCACAGAGCAGAUCAGAGGCAAAUAGGCGUGGAGAGAGGUUUGUUUCAGCCCAAGUUCAAUACACAAAAAGGCAGUCAGCACAGGCAAAGGUACCAAAAAACCAGCAGGAGUCAAAAACACAAGGAAGAGAUACUACACUGAAAGUUUAACAUGAGGUCAAAUUGUCAGAAAGCUACUCAUGAGGAUGCAGACAAUCUGACAGCAAACAAUGGGAAGGGCAGGUCUAUAAAUACACAUGAGGGAAGGGCUAAUGAGACACAGGUGAAAACAAUAGACAAUCAAAGAAAGUAAAGACACCAACGACGAACACAAACAGGAAGUGAGGGAAUCCUAAAAAAUAAAACAGGAAAUCAAAUCAGAGACCUGACAGAUCCUAAUCUUCCACUUUGUCUGGCAGAUGUUUUCAUUGCUGGCCAGUUUUGAUUUAGAUCAUGACCACUCUCACUGACCCAGUUUGUGUUAUUAUCAAUCCGAGUGUGUUUAGGAGUUAACCACUGGGCUAAAUAAUCAUGGGUCUUGGUUUUUUAGAUAUUUGUGUGUUUUACUGUCAAAUUAUUUAACAUGAAUAUCAAUUAUGAACUCAUACAACUACUUUAUAUACAUAUAUAUAUAUAGAUAUAUAUAUAUACACAUAUAUACCGGUACUCACGUGUAGGCACCUGACAAAGACACUCACACUUUGCAAUGCAUUCUGCUCAUACUAUCCUAAUCUGAGUCAGUGGCUCUUCUGGCAGCAGCACGGCAUCUCUCCCUCUCCUCUCACACUGUGCACAUGUAGGGAAAUGUGAGGGUACGUUAUGAUGGUUAUUGGGCUUCUCUGUCUCUCUGAAUCUUUUUCAUGAAAGCACAAGGGGAACAGAGAAGUUGACAACAGGAGGACAACAAAUCACAGAUCACAUCAAGUUUUAUUGUCAGAGUCAUGGACGGUACAAUUGUGGUGACUUCUUAGCUGAUUAGAUUCAAAACAAGUCUAACAAAUGGAAUAAAUAAAAAAUAAUCUAACAAUAUAUUUAAUUAGUAAUGAUUUUAUAAAAUAAAAUAAUAAAAUAAAUAAAAAUUGAAUUGAAUUGAAUUUUCAACUUUGAGUAAACAUUUAAAAAUCAAACACUGAAACAAUGUGGCAAAGUAUAAAUCCAAAUGGUUGGCUGUAUCUAUCGAUUUUAUAUAAUCUGCAUAAUAUACAGUAUAAAUUGUAACUAAUUAUUAAAAAAAGGAAAAAGUUCUCUAGUCAGCCUCCAUUGUCUUAAACUAAUGUAUUCCAGUACCAGUACGAGGAAACAGACUUCACCUAUCUGAUGCACCACAGUCUCCUAUCCCUAGAAGCCUAGAUAUACCAAGGUGCCAUGAGAUUAAGGUAAUAAAUAAUAGCAUAUUCUCAAGAAAUUAAUACACCCCAUAAUCUUUACUGCUGAACAGUCUGAGCCCAAUAACCUGUUUUGUUGCCAGUACAUUAAGUAUAUGAACACACUAGAAAUAUGUGGGUCUUCAUAGCAAUUGUGUGAGAUAUCAUCAACUUGUUAGUUAUCAUUAGAUUUAUUUUAUUUAAACAUCACCAACCAAUGCAGUGUGGAUGCUGGUAUUCAUGUUUGCAUGUUAACAGUAAGCGAGGAACUUUUUAGGUUUUGUUUUAGGUUUAACAGUGAUCAUAAUUGUACCUUUUCUGUGUUUCAAACACACUUCAAGCUCACCAGCCCUGUUGACAAAGAGCAGGCAAAGGGCUGAUAGAGCACACUGCUUCGUUAGUGUGCAAUUUUAGAAAUGACUGGAAAUGACACAUAAGUACACGAGUAAUAUAAGUGAGGUAAGUGCAUUCUCUGUCUCUCUCCCUCACUCGCACACACACACACCAAGACUUCACUGUAGUGGGUUGUGUAAGAAGAUAAUGGCAAAGCCAAAAUCAACCCACUUCAUCCGUAAUGACACAUGCAGUGUGUGUGUGUGUGUGUCAGAGGUGAGGUGAGCAUAGUAUAGCAGUUCUCUUAUGUAAGAUUUUCAUCUCAAACACACACAAACACAAUGUAAACUUAUUUUUUUAAGUUUGAUUUCACUAAUGAAGCACAAUUGAUGAAAAAUGAAUGGCAGAGAUAAAUGUGUGCACUUUGUAGGGUUUCAGUAUCCACAUAGGUAUGUAAUUAUGCAUUUUUUCCUAUUACUCCUUUCUGCUUUGGACUGCUAACAUAACACAAUUUAGUGAACACACUAUAUAUAUAUCAAAAUCAAAAUCAAGGUGAGAUAAGAUAAGAUAAGACAAUUCUUUAUU
Messenger RNA from Scatophagus argus, 5721 nucleotides. Its product is annotated as guanylate cyclase soluble subunit beta-2-like. The record is from RefSeq and is a predicted model, not a curated record. Gene Ontology annotation, molecular function: guanylate cyclase activity. Gene Ontology annotation, biological process: response to oxygen levels; cGMP biosynthetic process. NCBI's taxonomy places the organism in Eukaryota, Metazoa, Chordata, Actinopteri, Scatophagidae. Gene Ontology annotation, cellular component: guanylate cyclase complex, soluble. Bases 552 to 1958 code for a protein of 468 amino acids. The transcript is spliced from 10 exons.